GGAGCGUGCCCGGUGGAGCACUAGGCGAGCGGGACCAGCGGGGUGUUGUGGGGCGCUGUCCAGGCGUGGGCGGGCGGCGUAGGCGGGCGAGGCAGCGGCGGCGGCCAGGGACGCGUGCGUACCUCAGCCUGUAGCGGCAGCUGCGCUUCCCAGCCGGCGGCAGCGGCAGAAGCCGCCCCGGGUGUCCGUGGGAGCGGCGGCGCUGGCCGGCCCCAGCCAUGCUGUGCUAUGUGACCAGGCCGGACGCGGUGGUGAUGGAGGUGGAGGUAGAGGCGAAAGCCAACGGCGAAGACUGCCUCAACCAGGUUUGCAGAAGACUGGGAAUUAUAGAAGUUGAUUAUUUUGGACUGCAGUUCACUGGUAGCAAAGGGGAAAAUCUGUGGCUCAAUUUGAGAAACAGGAUCUCCCAGCAGAUGGAUGGUUUAGCCCCUUAUCGAUUGAAAUUACGGGUCAAGUUCUUUGUAGAGCCACAUCUUAUCUUACAAGAACAGACAAGGCAUAUGUUUUUCUUGCAUAUAAAAGAAGAUCUUUUGGCUGGUAAUCUUCAGUGUUCUUCAGAGCAUGCAAUUGAACUUAGUGCAUUGUUGGCACAGAUGAAGUUUGGAGAUUAUAACCAAAACACUGCCAAGUACAGCUAUGAAGAGUUGUGUGCAAAAGAGCUGACCACUACCAUUUUGGAGAGCAUUACUGCAAAGCACAAGGAACUAGAAGGUCUAAGUCAAGCUUCUGCUGAAUACCAGGUUCUACAGAUUGUGUCAACACUGGAGAACUAUGGGGUAGAGUGGCACUCAGUAAGAGAUAGUGAAGGACAAAAACUCCUCAUUGGUGUUGGACCUGAAGGCAUCUCCAUCUGUAAAGAUGACUUCAGUCCUAUCAACAGGAUUGCUUACCCUGUUGUUCAAAUGGCAACCCAGUCUGGGAAGAAUGUGUAUCUGACUGUUACCAAGGAGUCUGGUAAUAGUGUAGUUCUUUUGUUUAAGAUGAUCAGUACAAGGGCAGCGAGUGGACUUUACAGAGCAAUUACAGAGACGCAUGCAUUUUACAGGUGUGACACUGUCACUAGUGCUGUCAUGAUGCAGUAUAGUCGAGACUUAAAGGGCCACCUAGCAUCUCUGUUCCUGAAUGAAAACAUUAAUCUUGGAAAAAAGUAUGUCUUUGACAUCAAAAGAACAUCAAAAGAAGUUUAUGAUCAUGCAAGGCGAGCUCUUUAUAAUGCUGGCAUUGUGGAUCUUGUUUCAAGAAGUGACCAAACCCCACCAAAUUCCCCACUUAAGUCUUCAGAAAGCAUGAACUGUGACAAUUGUGAGGGUCUCAGCUGCCAACAAACAAAAGCCCUGCAAGAGAAGUUACGAAAGCUUAAAGAGUCUAUGCUCUGUAUGGUGUGUUGUGAAGAAGAAAUAAAUUCAACCUUUUGCCCCUGUGGCCACACAGUAUGCUGCAAGACCUGUGCUGCCCAGUUGCAGUCAUGUCCUGUUUGCAGAUCUCGUGUAGAGCAUGUCCAGCAUGUGUACUUGCCAACCCAUACCAGUCUUCUCAAUCUGACAGUGAUAUGAUCUACGUAUACACUUUAAACUCAUCAUGUACUUUCUAAACUGCACGAAUAUGAAUUGCAACCAUUGAUUGUGAAGAUGGCAAUCACUCUGGCACCAAUCUGCAAUCAAAAGCAAAAAUACUACAUGUCUGAGCAUAACUAUUUUGUUCAGCAUGCCCAGGAAGAUGGUUUGGGACAUCUUUUGAGAGCAAACUGUAAACAAUUCAUGUUACUUAAAAGGAGAAUGAUGCAUAAGUUUGUAGCAUGGCAGUGUUGCCAAAAAGCUAGGUAACCCUGGAGAAAUAUGGUGUACGCAUAUUGAUAUACCCAGCAAGAGCAAUGCAGCCUUUAGUUUUACACUCUUUAAAUUCCUUUUACUACAGUCACUCUGAUUAUUUUAAUAGUAAAAUUAGGUUUUACAAAUAGCAGUUUAGUAUGGUUCAUAGUUUCUGCUUUUAAUAAACUGUUUUAAAGGAGAGAACUUCUAAAAAUCAGUUUUUAAACUAAAAAAAGCUUUCAUCAAGCAGCUGCAUUUAAUUCAGAAUUCUAUUAAAUAGAAAAUUAUAGUAUAGCUUUGGAAGUGUAGAACAAAUUUGUUGAUUCCUUAAAUGUUGCAAGCAGGUUAGGAAAGUCCCCUGGUAGUGAUAGCCCAUGGAGACGAGACGUUGUGGGACUUCAUUUGCAGCUUGCAGUGGGGAAGCUCUUCCCAGGUUUCCCACAUCCAACUCUAAUGGUGGUCUAGGGUGCUGCAGUCAGCUGCCCUUUAAGCUGGCUCUAUUUUUGGAGGCUGAUUUUCAAUUACUAAACAUUGGUUUCUAAAAUAGGGUUUGUGUAUACUUUUAAAUGCUUUCUUGAGUUAACUUCUUUAUUGGAUAGGUUCUUUCCACUAAAAUCUUUUUAUUCUCCACCCCAUAUUUGGGCAUUUUGGAUUCUGGUUUCCUAGUACAUUCUCCAGGAUACAGAGGGAACUAGGGGACCAUGUUUGGGUGCAAUACUAGCUUAAUCUAAGCUAGAAAAGUACACUGUCACUUUACUGAGAUUUUCUGACUAUACUUUUCAUAUUGCCUUAAUGUAGCAGUAAUGUGUGUUUAUGCAUUUGUUUCUUUGCACAGACAUUUUGUCAAAAUAUUAAAGCUCUACUUUUUUAUGACACAUUAGCAUAUAAACCUUACUCUAAGAGGGUAUUUAUUUUUUCACUUUGUAAAGAAAAUUUUGUUUCCUCAUGGAGCAAGAGCUUUGUCCUAUAUCGUAGACAACUUCUGUCUUUUUAUAUUCAGAUGAAUAAAUGACUUCAAAAAUC
This is a messenger RNA of Dromaius novaehollandiae (emu), 2831 nucleotides long. It is a transcript of the gene MYLIP, whose product is annotated as myosin regulatory light chain interacting protein. Gene Ontology annotation, biological process: ubiquitin-dependent protein catabolic process. The transcript has 7 exons. Gene Ontology annotation, molecular function: cytoskeletal protein binding; ubiquitin-protein transferase activity. The record is from RefSeq and is a predicted model, not a curated record. Lineage: Eukaryota; Metazoa; Chordata; Aves; Casuariiformes; Dromaiidae. Bases 219 to 1553 code for a protein of 444 amino acids. Gene Ontology annotation, cellular component: cytoskeleton.